Messenger RNA from Hipposideros armiger (great roundleaf bat), 2527 nucleotides. It is a transcript of the gene PRMT3, whose product is annotated as protein arginine methyltransferase 3. Gene Ontology annotation, molecular function: protein-arginine N-methyltransferase activity; histone methyltransferase activity. The coding region runs from base 149 to 1657 and encodes 502 amino acids. The transcript is spliced from 15 exons. Gene Ontology annotation, cellular component: nucleus. NCBI's taxonomy places the organism in Eukaryota, Metazoa, Chordata, Mammalia, Chiroptera, Hipposideridae. Gene Ontology annotation, biological process: peptidyl-arginine methylation, to asymmetrical-dimethyl arginine; chromatin remodeling. The record is from RefSeq and is a predicted model, not a curated record.
UUCCCCAAACCUCGGCCCUGUCGCGCGCCCGGCUCGCGCUCGUUCCCGUGGUCCCUGGGCCCCAAGAGUUCGGCGGCGUCUGCGCGCGCGCUCGCUGCUUAGCCUGGUCCCCGCCCCAAACGAGCCGGGCUCCCAGAGCUCCACAGCCAUGUGCUCUUUAGCGUCGGUCGCUACCGGCGGCCGGGGCGCUGCGGAGGAGGAGGAGGACCUGCCAGAACUGUCCGACAGCGGUGACGAGGCCGCCUGGGAGGAUGAGGACGAGGCCGGUCUCCCCCGCGACAGGCAGCACACCCCCUGCCUGUUCUGUGACAGGUUAUUUACAUCUGCUGAAGAAACAUUUUCACACUGUAAGUCUGAGCAUCAAUUUAAUAUUGAUAACAUGGUCCAUAAACAUGGACUUGAAUUCUAUGGAUAUAUUAAACUAAUAAAUUUUAUUAGACUUAAGAAUCCUACAGUUGAGUAUAUGAAUUCCAUAUACAAUCCAGUGCCUUGGGACAAAGAAGAGUAUUUGAAGCCGGUACUAGAAGAUGAUCUUUUACUUCAGUUUGAUGUAGAAGAUCUGUAUGAACCGGUGUCAGUCCCAUUCUCAUACCCCAAUGGACUCAGUGAAAAUACCUCUGUUGUUGAAAAAUUGAAACAUAUGGAAGCCAGGGCACUAUCUGCUGAAGCUGCAUUAGCUAGAAUGCGUGAGGAUCUGCAAAGAAUGAAACAAUUUGCUCAGGAUUUUGUGAUGAACGCAGAUGUCAGAACCUGCUCGUCAUCUACUGCCAUUGCAGACCUCCAGGAAGAUGAGGAUACCUUCUCAAUAACAUCUGUUUUCUUAUUACACCAGAUAGUUUUGGAUGUUGGUUGUGGAACUGGAAUUCUCUCUAUGUUUGCUGCUAAAGCUGGGGCAAAGAAAGUUCUUGGAGUUGAUCAAUCUGAAAUCCUUUACCAGGCAAUGGAUAUCAUAAGACUAAAUAAACUUGAAGAUACUAUUAUACUAAUUAAAGGAAAGAUUGAAGAAGUUCGUCUUCCUGUAGAAAAAGUGGAUGUCAUUAUAUCUGAGUGGAUGGGCUAUUUUCUUCUUUUUGAGUCUAUGUUAGAUUCUGUCCUUUAUGCAAAGAACAAAUACUUGGCAAAAGGAGGAUCGGUCUACCCUGAUAUUUGCACGAUCAGCCUUGUGGCAGCAAGUGAUAUGAAUAAACAUGCUGAUAGAAUUACUUUUUGGGAUGAUGUCUAUGGCUUUAACAUGUCCUGCAUGAAGAAAGCAGUUAUUCCAGAAGCUGUUGUAGAAGUUUUAGAUCCAAAGACGCUUAUUUCAGAUCCUUGUAGCAUUAAGCAUAUAGAUUGCCAUACAACAUCUGUCUCAGAUUUGGAGUUUUCUUCAGAUUUUACCCUGAAAAUCACAAAGACAUCAUUGUGCACGGCAAUUGCUGGCUACUUUGAUAUAUAUUUUGAGAAGAAUUGCCACAAGAGAGUCUUGUUCUCUACGGGCCCCCAGAGCACCAAAACACACUGGAAACAAACAAUAUUUCUAUUGGAAAAGCCAUUUUCAGUUAAAGCAGGUGAAGCCUUGAAAGGAAAGAUCACAGUCCACAAGAAUAAGAAAGAUCCACGUUCUCUCAUUGUGACCCUCACAUUGAAUAAUUCAACUCAAACUUACGGUCUCCAGUGAAAAAGCAACAGCAGCACAACUAACAGUUUUUAUUGUGGAGUUGGGAUGGGUAGGGGGUAGGGGUAGGGGCUUAAAUGGGAGCUCAGAUGAUGAUCCUUUCCUAAUGAGUCUCCUCAAUAGAAUCGUGAUAGGAAUCCGAUGUCACGCAGCUAAGGAGUGGAAUCCACGGAUCCUAGUGUCCACCUACAUAAGCACAUUCUUAGAAGCCUGGUCAGUGAGAUUUAACCAAAUGUAGCCCCUGCACUGAGUUUAGCGAUAUUGAAAAUUAUUUCAAUUGGCCUAAAUUUAAAACAGAAAUAGCCUUUUGGUUUUGGUAAGUUUCCUACUAUAAAUUUUAAACACUAGUAAUUGAUUAGUUGUUUCGAUAAUGUUUUAUUAAGCUAGUAACUAUACAAAAGGCGUUACACAUUUUAUUGCAGAUUUCCCCUCUGAGGAGUAGUAGUUUUUAAUUGUGUUAUUUGUUAGAAUAUUGCGACAUAUAAUAAAGACCCUAGUGUAAGGGACUAAAAUAUGAAAAAGAGUAUCACAUAGUUCACAUUUGAAGACAGCUUAGUUGAUUAUCCUGUAGUUACCUAGCUUUUGUAGCUUCCUCCCUCUUCACAAUUAUUCUUUAACCAUUUAGUUUUCUAGUGUUGCCCAGGAAGUGUAAUUUCAAUAUAUUUAUCUUAGGCUUCAUAAAAGUUUUUAAAGAUUGAAAUAAAUAUGUACUUAUUUACUAAUAUAAUACCUUUUUCAAACUAGAUUUAUGUGCAAAGUUAAACAUGUAACUGUUAAUAUACUUAUAUCACUAUACAGUUGUGUCAUUUACAAUUAUUGACUCAGUUUGAAAUGUAGAAUAGAAAACAUUUAAUAAAAUGUAUACAACAACCA